CACUUGGCAGUACCAGUAUGGAGUUUCCGAACGGAAUGACGGUCAAGGUUACGGUCAAUGACCGUGCGACCGCAGAAGCAGAAUUGAAUACGUAGUGAUAAAGUAAUUUAUGUGCGAAAAAAUAAACGUCUAUGAAUAUCUUAAUUGCAGACAACAAUAAGAUUGGAAGAUUUCAAUCUAAACAAAAAAAUUCACCAUUCAUGGUAUUAAUUUUAAAAUCUAUGUUCUCAUAUGUAUCUCCUUGUUUUUUACAUUCUUGGUAUUAAAGAUUUCAAUUUUGUCAUGGCUAGAUUUAGUUAGUUCUUUUCAAUUCUUUUGUGAUAUGCCGAGUCAUUGAACCAUUCCGUUUUAUGGCGACACGUGUGACUCGUUGUAAUUUAUAAUGUUAAUUGUAAAAAGACUAAAUAGUAAAGCAAUUGGUUUAUAAAUUCCAUCGUUUUUCUGUAAAUUAUCACAUUGAUGAGAAACUGUCAAUCAUCAUGACCUUGAUAACACGGAUUUGACAAAAACACACGUCCAGUCCAAUUAAAGAUCGACUGCUACCUUUGUGCAAGCGCAGAGCAACAGCUUUUGAAUUCAGUAGGAUUAUAAUAGUCACAUCAGUCGAGUCGGCAGAACGUUAACUCGCAUUACAUUAACAAUUUAGCAUUACAAUUCGUAACAGCGCAGCGCUAACAUAAUUAAUACGACGUCUGAAAAUGGCUAUGAGUAGCGUUAAUCCUGAUCUAGUUAGGGAGAGGCAGAAGUGUUCGUUUGAUGUACAAGAACUGGUGCAUUUUAUUGAUGGAGGAGAAGAGCAUACUUUGGAGAGGAGAGAAGUGGAAAAUUUGGUACUUGACAUUAAAGAGCUGAAAGAUGUUGUACCUGAGGAGUUUCUGAGCCACAAGGAGCGUUACGAGAAUUCGAUACGGAAGGCGUGCAUACUCUACGAGUUCUUCAGGAAAUAUUCUGAAACGAAUAACACUUUAGAUGCGUUUAGUCCAACAAACAAAUAUCGCGUCCAAAUGGGAGUGUUUAAAGACAUUUCCCCAUUUAUGUUGCACAUGGGAAUGUUCGUACCGACCAUCAUGAACCAGAGCGCUCCGGACCAGGCCGCCGAGUGGCUGCCGAAGGCCCUCAAUCUGGAGAUUAUUGGAACUUAUGCUCAGACGGAGUUAGGUCACGGCACGUUUCUCAGGGGCUUAGAGACGACUGCGACAUACGACCCUAAGACCGAGGAGUUCGUACUGAACAGUCCAACUCUGACGGCGUACAAAUGGUGGCCAGGUGGAUUGGCUCACACGGCCAAUCAUUGCAUCGUGGUUGCCCAGCUGUACACGAACGGCAAAUGUUACGGGGUCCAUCCGUUCUUCGUUCAGAUUCGAGAUUCGGAAACGCACAUGCCACUAACAGGUGUCAAAGUUGGCGAGAUUGGACCCAAGCUUGGCUUUAAUACUGCCAAUAACGGUUUCCUUGGUUUCAACAAUUUCCGUAUACCCAGGAUGAAUAUGUUGAUGAAGAACGCUCAGGUUCUAAAGGACGGAACAUACGUGAAAGCGAAAAGCGACAAGCUGACUUAUGGUACCAUGGUGUUCGUGCGGGUCCUCAUUGUGACCGACAUGGCGUACGAGCUGUCGCGGGCCUCCACCAUCGCCGUCCGGUACGCCGCCGUCAGACACCAAUCACAACCGAAGCCUGGAGAACCGGAGCCGGCAAUCAUUGAGUACGUAACGCAGCAACACAAGCUGUUCAUAGCCAUAGCGACGAGCCACGCGUACCGUGUGACCGGGAAUUGGCUGUGGAACACUUACUCCAAAGUGACGAGCGAUAUGGGCAAAGGGAAUUUAGAUCAACUUCCGGAGCUUCAUGCGUUAGCGUGUUGUCUCAAAGCGGUUUGUUCGAGAGAUGCCACUCUGCGCAUUGAGGAGUGCCGAUUGGCCUGCGGAGGCCACGGGUACAUGGCUUCAUCGGGUCUCCCGAUAAUACAAAACAUUGCUGCGGCCACCAUAACGUACGAGGGCGAGUACACGGUCCUGAUGCUGCAGACUGCCCGAUAUUUGGUGAAGGCUUGGAAACAGGCUUCCGUUGGCAAAGUAAUGACUCCCACGGUGGCCUAUCUCGUUGACUUCUCAAAAAAUAGUAAUCACAUAUGGGAGAACACUCCUGAAGGCAUCAUAAGAGGAUUCCACGCGGUGGGCGCUGGAAAGACCCAAGCAGCAUUUGAGGCAGUACAGGCGCACGAGAAAACCGGGUUAGACUUCGAGGACGCCUGGAACAGAGCCUCCGUGCAGCUCGUGAACGCUAGUGAGGCUCACUGCCGAGCAAUACUCUGCGAAAUGUCUUGGGCCGAAAUGCAACGCUUGAGCCAGACCCUAUCGCCGAAUCUAAGAAAAGUUGUCCUCGAAUUAAUCGAGAUGUACAUUGUGUUUUGGGCUUUAGAAAAACGCGGGGAGCUUUUGAUGUACACGAAGAUACAGAAAGACGAUAUAGCGGUGCUGCAGAAAAGAUAUGAAGAGUUGUUGGCGGCUGUCCGACCUAACGCUGUCGGGUUGGUGGACGCCUUCGAUAUUAGAGAUGAGAUCCUGAACUCCACCCUGGGUGCUUUCGACGGGCGCGUGUACGAGCGCCUGAUGGAGGAGGCGCUGAAGAGUCCUCUCAACGCGGAGCCCGUCAACAGAUCCUUCCACCAGUACCUCAAACCUCUGAUCAAAGCUAAGCUGUGAUAGCAUCAACAAUACGAUAUCCUAAUUAUCGAUUUUGUAUAGUAAAAAAUUAAAUAGAUUGUAAAAACGAUAUCUAUCAAUAAAUAUUAUUUUCU
Messenger RNA from Bombyx mori (domestic silkworm), 2797 nucleotides. RefSeq names its product probable peroxisomal acyl-coenzyme A oxidase 1. The transcript has 14 exons. Gene Ontology annotation, biological process: lipid homeostasis; fatty acid beta-oxidation using acyl-CoA oxidase. Bases 699 to 2702 code for a protein of 667 amino acids. Lineage: Eukaryota; Metazoa; Arthropoda; Insecta; Lepidoptera; Bombycidae. The record is from RefSeq and is a predicted model, not a curated record. Gene Ontology annotation, cellular component: peroxisome. Gene Ontology annotation, molecular function: fatty acid binding; FAD binding; acyl-CoA oxidase activity.